Molecule: messenger RNA, 810 nt
Organism: Pleurotus ostreatus (oyster mushroom)
Lineage: Eukaryota; Fungi; Basidiomycota; Agaricomycetes; Agaricales; Pleurotaceae
Gene: PRE6
Product: Proteasome subunit alpha type-4
Exons: 9
Coding region: 1-810 (269 amino acids)
Biological process (GO): ubiquitin-dependent protein catabolic process
Cellular component (GO): proteasome core complex, alpha-subunit complex; proteasome core complex; nucleus
Source: RefSeq, a predicted model, not a curated record
AUGUCGAGGUCGUACGAUCGCGCGCUCACCGUUUUCUCCCCGGACGGGCAUUUGUUCCAGGUCGAAUAUGCUUUGGAAGCCGUCAAGAAGGGGACAUGUGCUGUCGGCGUUCGAGGCGCAGACGUGGUGGUGCUCGGCGUCGAGAAGAAAUCGAUCCUGCAACUCCAAGAUCCACGCACGGUCAGGAAGGUGGUCAUGCUUGACGAUCACAUAUGUUUCGCCUUUGCAGGUCUGACUGCCGAUGGGCGCGUUUUGAUCGACAAAGCCCGGGUGGAAUGCCAAAGCCACAGACUCACAGUCGAGGACCCCGUCACCGUCGAGUACAUCACAAGACAUAUCGCUGGAAUCCAACAACGAUACACUCAAUCGGGAGGUGUCCGACCGUUCGGAAUCUCCACCCUCAUCGUCGGAUUCGACCCGUACGACACCAAACCGCGCCUCUACCAGACAGAACCCAGUGGCAUCUACAGCGCCUGGAAGGCGAACGCUAUUGGCCGCUCAUCAAAGACCGUCCGCGAAUUCCUGGAGAAGAACCACAGAGACGACCUCACGCGCGAAGAGGCGAUCAAACUCACCGUAAAGAGUCUAUUAGAAGUCGUGCAAACGGGCGCAAAGAAUAUCGAAAUCAGCGUAAUGGAGAGCUACGGCAAAAUCACACAUCUCGACCUUACGCAGAUAGAGGCGAUCGUGGCCGAGAUAGAAAGGGAGAAGGAAGCAGAGGCGGAGAGGAAACGAUCACGAUUGGCCGCUACAGCUGCUGGCCAAGCAGCUAUGACGCAGCGCGCAGGAGAUGCUGGACCGUCGCAGUAA